This is a messenger RNA of Sebastes umbrosus (honeycomb rockfish), 4502 nucleotides long. RefSeq names its product gastrula zinc finger protein XlCGF57.1-like. Bases 440 to 2281 code for a protein of 613 amino acids. The transcript is spliced from 3 exons. Gene Ontology annotation, biological process: regulation of transcription by RNA polymerase II. Gene Ontology annotation, molecular function: DNA-binding transcription factor activity; RNA polymerase II cis-regulatory region sequence-specific DNA binding. NCBI's taxonomy places the organism in Eukaryota, Metazoa, Chordata, Actinopteri, Perciformes, Sebastidae. The record is from RefSeq and is a predicted model, not a curated record.
ACCUUCAAGCUCAAUGAAUGUCAUUCUUUAAAAAGUCUAUUUUAAUCAUUUAUCUUCCUGCGUGUGUUUUUCUGAGGAAGCCUGUAAUUUCAAUAACACCUCUGGACUUUUAUUUUGAAGGUGUCCCGGAAGCUGUAUUCUUUACUGAGGCUAACUUCACACUACUUGAUCAAGAUGGCGUCCAGCAGCAACAUGGAUGUUAGCAGAGUCUCUUUGUUGUGUCGAGAAAGUGUUUAAAGUGAAGCAGCGACUAACUGCGGCUGCUGAAGAGAUAUGUGGGCUGUUUGAAAGAACGAUAGCAGAGUACGAGGAGGAACUCUCUCGAUCAAAAGAGGAGAACGAGCGACAACAGAAACUACUGGACGCUGUUUUACACCCUCAGCUUCAGUUACACAGAGCAGGCGGUCCUUGGAGCCAGAUCCAGUGAUUACUGAAGAUAAUGGAGCCUGAGGAUACCGAUGUCGGAGCCGAGCCACAAGUGGUACGCCGGAGACCUCCGAGGGAGGUUAGACCUCCACCACACCUGUCUGAUUAUGCUGUUGACUACCUCCCCAUGGCCGAGCUGCACCAAACACAUCCGACCCAAGAAGACGUUUUACCUUCAGAUGUACAAAAAGUGAUUGUUGGUGAAGAAGAGCAGCAGGACUGGAGCUCCAGUCUGGACCAGAAGGACCCAGAGCCCCCACACAUUAAAGAGGAACAGGAGGAUCUCUGGACCUGUCAGGAGGGAGAGCAGCUUCAAGGGCUGGAGGAGGCUGAUAUCAAAUUCCCAUUCACUCCUGUCCAUGUGAAGAGGGAAGAUGAUGAAGAGAAACCUCAGUCCUCACAGCUUCAUCAAAGACAAACUGAACAGAUGGAAACAGAAGCUGAUGGAGAGGACUGUGGAGGAGCAGAACCAGCCAGGAACUCAGAUUCAGAUAGAUAUCCAGAUCCGGAUACUGAUGACAAAUUUGGAGACUCUUCUGAACUUGAGACUGAUAACAGUGAUGAUUGGAAGGAGACCAGAGAACCUCAGUCACGUUUAAACUCUCUGAAUAAUGAUGUAGUCCCUGUCAGUGAUUCCAGAUGUAGUGCUGGUGAGAAACCAUUCAGCUGCUCUGAGUGUCAUAAACGAUUUGGCUUUAAGGGAGAUCUGAAGAUACACAUGAGAUCUCACACAGGAGAUGAACCUUUCAGCUGCUCAGUUUGUAAGAAAUCUUUUUCAGAGAAUGGAAUUUUACAGAGACACAUGAAAAUCCACACAGGAGAGAAACCUUUCAGCUGCUCAGUUUGUGGUAAAACUUUCUUACAAAGUGAUCAUCUAAAGAUACACAUGAGAAUCCACACAGGAGAGAAACCUUUCAGCUGCUCAGUUUGUGAUAAAGCUUUCAGUGAAAGUGGACAUCUAAAGAGACACAUGAGAAGCCACACAGGAGAGAAACUGUUCAGUUGCUCAGUUUGUAAUAAAGCUUUCAUUCAAUGUGGACAUCUGAAGACACACAUGAGAAUCCACACAGGAGAGAAACCUUUCAACUGCUCGGUUUGUAAGAAACCUUUUAGACAGCGUGGAGCUUUACAGAAACACAUGAGAUCUCACACUGGAGAGAAACCUUUCAGUUGCUCGGUUUGUAAGAAACCGUUUACACAGCGUGAAGCUUUACAGAAACACAUGAGAUCUCACACUGGAGAGAAACCUUUCAGCUGCUCAAUGUGUGAUAAAAGCUUUGCUGUAAGAGGAAAACUAAAGACACACAUGAUAUCUCACACAGGAGAGAAACCUUUCAGCUGCUCAGUUUGUGAUAAAGCUUUCAGUGAAAGUGGACAUCUGAAGAGACACAUGAUAAUCCACACAGGAGAGAAACCUUUCAGCUGCUCGGUUUGUAAGAAACCUUUUAGACAGCGUGGAGAUUUACAGAAACACAUGAGAUCUCACACUGAAGAGAAACCUUUCAGCUGCUCGGUUUGUAAGAAACUUGUUAGACAGCGUGGAGAUUUACAGAAACACAUGAGAUCUCACACAGGAGAGAAACCUUUCAGCUGCGCAGUUUGUAAGAAAUAUUUUACAGAGAGUGGAAGUUUACAGAAACACAUGAGAAUCCACACAGGAGAGAAACCUUUCAGCUGCUCAGUUUGUGACCAAAGAUUCACUUGGUCUUCUCAACUCAAAAACCAUUUGAAAAAACACAAAAACCAGUCCUCUCAGUUUCAUCAAACUCAAACUGAGGAGAACAGAGAGGCAGAGCCUCCAGCCAGCAGCUCAAUUGAACACAUGGAAACAGAAGCUGAUGGAGAGGACUGUUGAGGACCAGAACCUGUCAGAAACUCAGAUCCAGAUAGACAUCCAGAACCAGAUACUGAUGACGAAACUGGAGACUUCUGAACCUGAGACUGAUGACAAGAGUCAGACUGGAGACUUAAAGUUUUAAACAAAAGAUUCACCAGGCUGUCACAUAUCAAAAUUCAUCAGUGUUUUUUUGACAGCAACAGCAGUAAAUAUGCCGGUUCAGAUUAAACUUUCAGCGGUACCCAUCUAACGAGAAUCCGUGUUAUUAGUGAGGUGAGGUGCCUGCGCAGAGCCAAAGGAUAUUAAAAGACAAUACCCAUCCCAGCAACAGCUUGUAUUGCUGCUGCUAUCUGGCAAGCCAUACAGAAGUAUCAGCUGUCAUCUCUGGGAGGUCAGUUCUUGACUGCCUGCAUGCUUUAAAGCCGAUGGAAUGAAAAAUGCCCUUUUAACUCUUUUAGAUCACAUCCUCAGUCAUAUUUUACAUCUAUUUAACAAUAGAUGUAAAAAACAAAAUCUAAAAAAAUAUUUUUCUUCCGGUAAAACAAAAUGCUGCGUGCUUACGUAAGCUAGCACCAACCAAUUUCAACCAAUAAUAUCAUGACAUCCAUCCAUCAAUCAAGCUGUAACUUUUAGCGACGAGGGUGGUGUGUGUGGAGCCACAGUCCUCUGUAGCUCCGUAUCACGCUACAUUCUAAGCCCGCCCACUUUUAGCGGUCCAAUCAAAUGCACAGGAUUUGAUUUAAAUCUCUCUUGUAACUGUACACAGCUCAAAUAUUCCGUUUCAUUGGGGAAUACUCGCAGUAUAGAAAAUGAAGACGCUCUAACUUCCGUUUCACUGGGAAAUUAAGGUAAGAAUCUCAGCUUGGGACUAUUAAUUAGCCUGAUAAAGUUGAGUUGUUUUGAUUUAGCAAACGCUAGCCAUCACAAUUUGGAUGUAACAUUAGGUGUUAAUGUUAUUUUCAUGCUUGCGUACUUGUUCCAAAUUCCACUUGUCUAACUUAACGUUAGCGCUCUGGGACUACUCGUUAGUAACGUUACCAUUUUGCUGACGAUUGAGCUCCUUAGCCAAAGUGUGGAACGUUAGCUCCUGAUAGUUCCAUUUUGUUUAUGCUAAGAUAAUAUUGGCUAAUACUGUCAUAACCACAACGUAAUUAAACAAUUUGCUUUGGAUUUGUUUUGGAACAUGAUGGGGCCCUAUGAAGUCUGUUUUUUUUUCUCAAGUCUGUGUUUUACAAUUUAAGCACAUUUUAUCAUCAGAGUUUCAUCACGUGGUGGAUGAAUACAAUUCAACAAAUCAAUAAGAAAAUAUUAAACAUGUAAUGAAUAUCAAUAAAUUUGAUGUAACACAACAUUGCAAUAUUUUUUACAAAGAAAUUGUUUCAAUACAGCAAUAAAACAAAAUAUUCAAUCCUCACCUAAUUUGUUUGGAUGACUAACAGGCGACACCUCCGCCAGGUUUCUGUCUGUUUUUUUCUCUGCUUUGCAUCAGCGAGCCUCUCGGCUUGUGUCUUUGAACAGUUCACGCAUAACGCUCGAGCAUCGAGCCAACGCAGGUUUGCCUCUGAUCUGAGGCUUUUUGUCGGGGAGCUCCAAAACUGUUGGCGAGUUGAAAAUCAGGGCUAAAGUCGCGUAGUGUGAACUUGGCUAGUCAUCUCAGACGGCCUCUGCAAUGUGACUGUGUGUGGAGGAGAUGAGCUUCUCCCUCGGUGAAACGCCGACACAGAAAGCAGCGUGCCCAUAAAUGACACCAAAACAUAACAACAUAGUUUUUUUCUGGUCAUUUGGCUCAACGCUUAAAGUGGCAGCGAAAACCCUGAUUUUUAUAAAUUUAAUCCACAUUUUGGUAAAUUCCACGAUAUUCAGCGAUUUACAGUUGAUUCCAUUUAUUACCCAAUUCCGCAAUUCCAUCCAUGUUUUCUGUAUCGAGGAAGUCACAGGGCCUUAGACUCAUUAAUGAGACAAUAGUGUAGACAUUUAGCUAAAAUGGACCUACAUUAGUUUACGUUAGCCGGCACUCUGUGUAGUUGUCUGGUAGAUGAAAUUAUCAAUUGCCAAACUGUCCGUCGGGAAAUAUGCCAAAUAAAUUCAUUCAUUCAUUCAUUAAUGGCACGUUAUCUUAAUAUUGUGUUAUCUUUAUUCAAUGCAUUUUGAAUUUUGGGCUUUGGACUGAGACAAUUACAGAGACUGAACGUCGCUGUGAGUGUGUGCUAUUAUAAUAAUAAUAAAAUAAUAAAUAUAU